This is a messenger RNA of Cherax quadricarinatus, 3029 nucleotides long. NCBI's taxonomy places the organism in Eukaryota, Metazoa, Arthropoda, Malacostraca, Decapoda, Parastacidae. The record is from RefSeq and is a predicted model, not a curated record.
ACAAUGAAUAUAUGGAAUUUAAACAUACAAUUUUUAUGGUGUCUUUUUCUAGGAUAUUACCUGUUUUUGGCGAGUGGGGAAGAAUCACCAGGCAGAGUGGCAUCCAUCAGAAUUAAAGCAGAAUAUCCACCAUCCAGUGAAAUAUGUUAUGUCCGCUUCUGGUAUUACAUGCACAAUGAUGACAGCACGGUUAACGUAGGCGCUCUACGUCUUUACCUUGAAGACUCUUCAGGACGGCGCAUAGUUCUCGUGUCUCGCAGUAGCAAUUAUGAAUCAUUGUGGCUGGAGGAAGUGGUAUUAGUGUCAUCUAGUAGUUCCUUCCACCUUGUAUUUGAGGGAGAGACUGGUUCUCCACACAUGACAUCAGUUGCUCUAGAUGAUGUGUCUCUCACACUGGAAUGUGCAACUGGUGUAGGUCCUCCACCUAUUAAUAAUACAUGUGUGCCCAGUCAGAAGCAGUGUACAACAGGAGAGUGUAUUCCUGUAGAGUUCUUCUGUGACUGUUAUACAGACUGUGUCGAUGGGUCGGAUGAGCAGGAUUGCUCUACAACUUGUUCUUCAACGAUUCCACGACCACCAUCGACUACAACUUUCUCGCCCACCACCAAGAUCACAACUACAAGAUCUCCUCUUUGUAGUACCACCCAGUUUCCAUGUGGUGAUAAUGGCCUCACAUGUAUACCCAGCAUGCUUCUUUGUGAUGGUGUGUCUGAUUGCCCCAAUGGUCAAGAUGAACUAAAAUGCCCAGAUAAAACUCCAUGUGACCAUGGUUUCAUAUACUGUGGAGACAAAUAUAUGGAAGAUCAUCCAUGUUUAGAGUCAGAUAAAGUGUGUGAUGGGAAGAUUGAUUGCAAUACUUAUAAUGCUGAUGAAUCUCUCUGUGAUCAGUGUCCAUCUUAUUAUUGCCUAAACCACGGCACAUGCACUGUGCAAACUAAAAUGGCACCGGUGUGCAGCUGCCGCAACUAUGAAGGUGAGCGGUGUGAAAUUAAGAUUCACAAAGGACUUAGUGGUGGUGGUAUUGCAGGGAUUGUUAUAGGCUGUUUGGCCUUUAUAGUCCUUGUUGCUGUCAUUGCUUUCUACACCACCAAAAAGAAAAUGUAUCCACGAGGAAGCAUCAGUGAAACCUCUCCCAAGAAAGAUGAAACAGAUGGUGAAUUUCACUUUGUUCAGCCAAGCACCAGUCAUUCUGGUGAAAGUUACCUGCUAGAGGACCUUGAUUCUCAAGACUAUCCACAUAACAAAGGCAAAGAAACUGAGGCAUAAAUUAUGUACUAUAUAUGAUUCAAACUGCCUUAGCUGGUGCAAGAAGUUUCCUUAGACAUACUUUGAACCUCUGUGAUAUAAAUUUGUAACUAUAGAAUUAGCAGUAAAACUAAAGAUGAAGAUACAAGUACUAUCCGACUUACGAUCUGCUCAACAUAUGAUCACUUGUGCUUACAACUGUACGUCUGGCAGCAAGGUUGGGUGGGCUGAUGCAUACCGCCGUACGACAGCUGACCACUACUCGUGGCAACACUCCAUCUUGGGAGAGCUCUCACAUCACUCAGGCAGCAUCACAUUGAGUUACCCUGCCCUAUCAGCAGCAUCAUACUGUAUUAACUGUACUGUACUGUAUACUAUAUGUACCCGGACAGUAAAUUUCACCAUGGCCCCUAAGAGGAAGUCUGAAUCUUGCACUGGAGCAUGUGGCAAAAAGUACAUGUAGGUACUUUGUAUAGCAAAGGUUUGACAUUAUGCCUUACCCAGUAUGUCAGCAAUUUUCUAAGAUUCGUCGAGUCACAGCUCCUGGCCCUGCAUGUGUGUGUGACCCAACAAUUAAUAAUUGCAGCAAUAACUCAUUAUAGUUGUGACUGGGUGUGGAUGUGUGCAUUGCUCAUUACCCUAUAAUUUGUUCAUAAUUGUAGCCAUGUAUAAACAUAAGUAAGUAAAUUUACUUAUAUGAUUCAUUACCUUUGUAACUUGUGAGUUCAUUACCUUUGCACCUUGUUCAGCUAUCAAAACUUUGGGGCCCAGUUCCUGGACCCAUUAUGUACCUCUGUAAUCUGUAAAUACCUUUGAAACUUGUCAUGAUUGUGACCAGAUCUACCUGGAGUUUAUUACCUUUGUAACUUGCUCAGCUAUCAAAACUUUGGAGCCCAGUCCCUGGGCCCAUUAUGUACCUCUGUAAUCUGUAAAUACCUUUGUAACUUGUCAUGAUUGUGACCAGAUCUACCUGGAGUUCAUUACCUUUGUAACUUGCUCAGCUAUCAGAACUUUGGGGCCAAGUCCAUUAUGUACCUCUGUAAUCUUUUGACUACCACCCACAGGAUGGGUAUGGGGCUCAUAAUAAACAUAUUAAACUAACAACUUGCAUCCAUUUUGACUUACAACUGGUUGGUUGGGACCAAUCUCGAUCGUAAGUUGGAUGGUACUUGUAUAUACCUCCAUGGAGAAGUGGAAAAGAAUCCUUCCUUCAUAAGCUAUGCAUAUUGUAAGAGGCGAUUAAAAUGGUGGGAGCAGGAGGCUAGUAACCCCUUCUCCUGUAUAACUUACUAAAUGUAAGAAGAAAACCUUUACGUUUCUUCUUUUUUCGCCCACCCUCCAUCAGUGUUAGAUGGCUACUGUUAAAAUGUAUAUAAUACAGUACAAAAAAUGCAAAGUAUUUGUAGUCAUCAUUAAUAUAUUAUGUAGUGUUUGUUGUCUUAGUAAAUUUAGUCAUCUACCUAUACUAUUCAUGUACAGUAUUAAGUAUGAAUAUUUAAUUAAAAUUUUCUAAAGGUUUAUUUGUGUUGAGCAUUAUAGAAAAGCAAAUGUACAAUUGCAUUGUAGUUGUAUAGUUUUCUUUUGUAUAUAAAGUUUUAAUAAUGAUUCUCCAUAAUUUGUUUUUAGCUUUUUAUAUGACAAUAAAAAUAGAAGACUAGACAUACAGUAUCUACAUUUCACUAGCUGUAUAUAAUGUAUGCACAUGCACAUUGUUACACUCCUUACACUGUUACACUCUUUUGUACAAACAUGUAUUAUGCUGAAAUAAAUUGUUAUUGUUGUUA